Molecule: messenger RNA, 1384 nt
Organism: Anastrepha ludens (Mexican fruit fly)
Lineage: Eukaryota; Metazoa; Arthropoda; Insecta; Diptera; Tephritidae
Gene: Rpt6
Product: 26S proteasome regulatory subunit 8
Exons: 3
Coding region: 121-1335 (404 amino acids)
Biological process (GO): proteasome-mediated ubiquitin-dependent protein catabolic process
Cellular component (GO): proteasome regulatory particle, base subcomplex
Molecular function (GO): proteasome-activating activity; ATP hydrolysis activity; ATP binding
Source: RefSeq, a predicted model, not a curated record
ACUUCGAAUGGAUUCCGAAAAUUCAUUGUGACAUUAAAAACGUAACUUUUGCACAGUCAUUUUAAUAAAAAGGAAUAAUUUGCAUUCAUCCCAUAAAUCAUCAAUAUAAAAUAAAAUACAAUGACCGUCACUAAUCGGAUGGAAAUUGACGCUGCUCUAAAAGGCGAGGGCUUUCGUUCCUAUUACAUUCAGAAGAUAGAAGAAUUACAACUGAUUGUUGCCGAAAAGAGUCAAAAUUUGCGGCGUCUGCAAGCCCAGCGAAAUGAGUUGAACGCUAAAGUUCGUAUGUUACGCGAGGAACUUCAGCUUUUGCAAGAACAAGGGAGUUACGUAGGCGAAGUUGUUAAACCAAUGGACAAAAAGAAAGUGCUUGUAAAGGUACACCCAGAGGGAAAAUUUGUUGUGGAUAUCGACAAGAAUAUCGAUAUCAACGAUGUGACUCCCAAUUGUCGUGUAGCUCUACGAAAUGAGAGCUAUACUCUACACAAAAUAUUACCCAAUAAAGUUGAUCCCUUGGUAUCGCUUAUGAUGGUUGAAAAAGUACCUGACUCCACUUAUGAAAUGGUUGGCGGAUUGGACAAGCAAAUAAAAGAAAUCAAAGAAGUUAUUGAAUUACCGGUAAAACAUCCAGAGUUGUUUGAUGCAUUGGGCAUAGCUCAACCGAAAGGCGUUUUACUUUAUGGGCCACCUGGUACUGGAAAAACUCUACUGGCACGAGCAGUAGCUCAUCAUACAGAAUGUACUUUCAUACGUGUCUCUGGUUCGGAGUUGGUACAAAAAUUCAUUGGAGAAGGCUCGCGCAUGGUCCGUGAAUUGUUCGUAAUGGCACGUGAACAUGCUCCAUCUAUUAUUUUCAUGGAUGAAAUUGAUUCAAUCGGUUCGUCGCGAAUCGAAUCUGGUUCAGGGGGUGACUCUGAAGUCCAGCGGACAAUGUUAGAGCUGCUUAAUCAGUUGGAUGGUUUCGAGGCCACCAAAAAUAUUAAGGUCAUUAUGGCCACAAAUCGCAUUGAUAUUCUAGAUCCCGCACUUCUUCGACCUGGUCGUAUCGAUCGUAAGAUUGAAUUCCCUCCACCAAAUGAGGAAGCGCGUUUAGAUAUUUUGAAGAUCCAUUCCCGUAAAAUGAAUUUGACCAGGGGCAUAAAUUUGCGGAAAAUAGCUGAGUUAAUGCCUGGAGCAUCGGGAGCCGAAGUUAAAGGUGUAUGCACAGAAGCUGGUAUGUAUGCUUUGCGAGAACGACGAGUGCAUGUAACUCAAGAAGAUUUUGAAAUGGCCGUGGCGAAAGUAAUGCAAAAAGACUCGGAAAAGAAUAUGUCGAUUAAAAAGUUGUGGAAGUAAAGGAAACGUACAUUUUAGUUUUAGAUGUUGAAUUUUCUUAUGUGGAAAU